AUGGGUUCUUCAAGUGCUAUCUCCCUCCUCACAUUCUUGACUCUCCUCUACCUAUUCUCCUUCUCAUCCUCCGCCAUCCAUAGCCCAGUUCCGGCGGCGGAUAUCUGCCAUUCCACAACCUCUCCAUCCUUCUGCAAAGCCUUCCUCCCCAACUCCCUUGCCACCGUCCACUCCCAUUGCCGCUUCACUCUCCGCCAUGCCCUCGCCCAUGCACGCUCCUUCCUUGCCCUCGUCGACACCCACCUCGCCCUCUUCCCCUCCCUCGCUGCCCUCCACGACUGCCGCUCCCUCGCUGCGGCUAACCUCGACUUCCUAUCCAACACCUUCCCCACAGUCAACACCACCACCACCACCACAAACGCCCUUCCCUUCUAUAAAGCCGAUGAGAUGGUAUCGUUGCUUAGCGCAGUCAUCACCAAUGAAAACACUUGUUACGAAGGGCUGCUGAGCUCGGGCUCGGGCUCGGUUGAUAAGGUGUUGAAGGCCAUCUCCUUCGAUACAAAGCUUUAUAGUUUGUACCUUUCUUUGUUCAAAAUGGGUUGGGUUUCUAAUGAUGUCAAGGCUCCUCAUGUCCCAAAGAUGAAGCAUUUUGGGCGUGGAAAGGGUCAGUUGAAGCUCAACAUGUCCCCCAAAAACCGUGCCUAUUAUGAGCGCUUGAUGCAUAGGAGGAAGCCACCGGCUAGGAGGCUUCUUCAAACCAAUUCUAAUGAAGAUGAUGGAAUUUUGGUCAAUGGUAUUGUUGCGGUGGAUCCUAAUGGAACAUAUGACUUCACCACCAUCAACGCCGCCAUUCAGGCAGCUCCCAACAACUCCGUCGCCGCCGAUGGAUAUUUCUUGAUCUUCGUCACUGCCGGAGUUUACAACGAGAGCGUGAUGGUUCCCAAACACAAAAAGUACGUGUUGAUGAUUGGAGAAGGCAACAACCAAACCAUCAUCACCGGCAGAAAAAACGUCCCCGAUGGCUCUACCACUUUCAAUAGCGGAACCGUUAUUGUGGAGGGAACAGGGUUUUUCGGGGUGAACCUGACGAUCACCAACACAGCCGGACCCAACAAAUUCCAAGCCGUGGCAUUGCGAGUGAGUGCCGACAUGACGACGUUCUACAGUUGCAUAUUCGAAGGGUAUCAAGACACUCUCUACCCUCACUCUCUUCGACAAUUUUAUAGAGAGUGCGACAUCUACGGAACUAUAGACUUUAUUUUGGGAGACGCGGCUGUGGUGUUCCAAAACUGCAACAUUUACGCCCGCCUCCCUAUGAAAGGCCAAUACAUUGUCAUAACCGCUCAAGGCCGAACUGACCCAAAUCAAAACACAGGAAUCUCCAUCCACAACUGCACCAUCAAGCCCACUGCGCAGCUCGCAGCCAGCCCCACCAUCAAGAGCUACUUCGGUAGGCCGUGGAAGGAGUACGCUCGAACAGUUUACAUGCAGUCGUUUAUCGAUGCGUUUAUCGACCCAGCAGGGUGGAAUGUGUGGGACGGGACUUUGAAUUUGAACACGUCGUAUUAUGCUGAGUUUAAUAACUCGGGGCCGGGAUCUGACACUUCGCGGCGGGCUAAAUGGGCGGUCGGUUUGAUUAACGCCACCGUGGCUAAUAACUUCACGGUGUCUCCGUUCUUGGGUGGAGAUCAAUGGCUACCGCCGACCACCGUGCCGUACACUGGUGGUUUGAUAUCAUAA
Messenger RNA from Cucurbita pepo subsp. pepo (vegetable marrow), 1680 nucleotides. RefSeq names its product putative pectinesterase/pectinesterase inhibitor 20. Lineage: Eukaryota; Viridiplantae; Streptophyta; Magnoliopsida; Cucurbitales; Cucurbitaceae. Gene Ontology annotation, biological process: cell wall modification. The record is from RefSeq and is a predicted model, not a curated record. Gene Ontology annotation, molecular function: enzyme inhibitor activity; pectinesterase activity.